Messenger RNA from Gadus macrocephalus (Pacific cod), 5936 nucleotides. RefSeq names its product SLIT-ROBO Rho GTPase activating protein 1a (gene srgap1a). The coding region runs from base 569 to 3865 and encodes 1098 amino acids. NCBI's taxonomy places the organism in Eukaryota, Metazoa, Chordata, Actinopteri, Gadiformes, Gadidae. The record is from RefSeq and is a predicted model, not a curated record. Gene Ontology annotation, biological process: signal transduction; negative regulation of cell migration. Gene Ontology annotation, molecular function: protein binding. The transcript has 22 exons. Gene Ontology annotation, cellular component: cytoplasm.
UGCAGUUCAGUUGACCUGCCCCGUGCCUGCCUGGAAACGUCGAGGGAGAGGGCGCACUGGUGGAAGCCUACCUCUGUACUGGGAGCUCCCAACGGGAACUUAAUUCCAUUCGAGUAACGUUGGAUGCUAGUUCGUUUUUAUUAGGUACAACCUUGCGUUGAACUAGAAUCGCGGAAAGUCUGUGGCAAAGACUUUCACACUUAGUAAGUUUUUUUUUUUUAGUAACGAGCCUUUGCGCCGACUCAAAGCAGCAGAACAGAUCGCAGCGGCAGAGCCAAUAGUUCAGUGAAUUCAUUGGUUGGACCAGAAUUCCGCAGCGGCGGAAUUGAGUUCGUCUUCAUCCUCGAGUCCUGGGAAGAAGAACAAUGAAUGUCUGAAUUUUACUUAGCCGAGGGCAGUUUGCUCCCGUGCUUAUUGUAAAUUAAUUUCUAUAUAUUUUUUUCUACUUAGUUUAAAGAGGCUUACCGUGUGUAUGUCGGAUGCUGCAGGCGUGAGACUGGACAUUAUUCCAUUUGUUGACAAAUAGUUUAGAAUAACUUUACUGCUCUCAGCAGAAACAAGCCUGAAAAUGUCCACGCCGAGGUACAAAAAGGACAAAGAAAUCAUUGCGGACUAUGAAAGUCAAGUAAAAGAGAUCCGGGCCCAGCUGGUGGAGCAGCAGAAAUGUCUGGACCAGCAGACAGACAUGAGGGUCCAGCUGCUGCAGGACCUCCAGGACUUCUUCCGGAAGAAGUCUGAGAUCGAGAUGGAAUAUUCUAGAAACCUGGAGAAACUGGCCGAGCGCUUCAUGGCCAAAACGCGAAGCACCAAAGACCACCAGCAAUACAAGAAAGACCAGAACCUGCUGUCCCCAGUGAACUGCUGGUACCUGCUGCUGAACCAAGUGAGGAGGGAGAGCAAGGAUCACGCCACGCUCAGCGACAUCUACCUCAACAACGUCAUCAUGAGGUUCAUGCAGGUCAGCGAGGACUCCACGCGGCUUCUCAAAAAGACUAAAGAAAUCACCUUCCAACUACAGGAGGAUUUAAUGAAGGUCCUAAAUGAGCUUUACACAGUGAUGAAGACCUACCACAUGUACCACGCCGAGAGCAUCAGCUCGGAGGGCAAGCUGAAGGAGGCGGAGAAGCAGGAGGAGAAGCAGAUCGGUCGGGGCGACCCGGUGUUCAGCAUCCGCAUGGAGGACAAGCACCAGCGCCGCAGCUCCGUCAAGAAGAUCGAGAAGAUGAAGGAGAAGCGCCAGGCAAAGUACUCGGAGAACAAGCUCAAGUCCAUCAAAUCCAGGAACGAGUACCUUCUGACACUCGAAGCCUCCAACUCCUCCGUGUUCAAAUACUACAUCCACGACUUGUCGGAUCUAAUCGACGGCUGCGACCUAGGCUUCCACGCCAGCCUGAACCGCGCCCUCAGGACCUACCUGUCGGCCGAGUACAACCUGGAGACGUCCCGCCACGAAGGCCUGGACAUCAUCGAGAACGCCGUGGACAGCCUGGACCCCCGCAGCGACCGCCAGCGGUUCAUGGAGAUGUUCCCCUCCGCCUUCUGUCCCCCUCCCAAGUUCGAGUUCCAGCCUCACAUGGGAGACGAGGUGUGUCAGAUCUCUUCACAGCCGCCCAUCAACGGAGAGCUGAUCCUCCGCUUCCAGCAGCUGCAGUCCCGCCUGGCCACCCUCAAGAUCGAGAACGAAGAGAUCAAGAAGACGUCGGAGGCCACUCUGACCACCAUCCAGGACAUGGUGACCAUCGAGGACUACGACGUGUCCGAGUGCUUCCACCACAGCCGCUCCACCGAGUCGGUCAAGUCGGCGGUGUCGGAGACCUACCUCAGCAAGCCCAGCAUCGCCAAGCGGCGGGCCAACCAGCAGGAGACGGAGCAGUUCUACUUCAUGAAAUUCCGGGAGUUUCUGGAGGGCAGUAAUCUCAUCUCCAAACUGCAGGCCAAACAUGACCUGCUAAAGAGAACGAUUGGAGAAGGUCACAGGGCUGACUACAUGACCACAAGCCGCGGACGACGGAACUCCCACGGCCGGCACCAGGAUUCUGGACAAGCUAUCCCGCGUGUGGUUGAGAGUUGUAUUCGUUUUAUAAAUUUGUACGGCCUUCAACAUCAAGGGAUAUUCAGAGUGUCUGGGUCCCAGCUCGAAGUCAAUGACAUCAAGAACUCUUUUGAAAGAGGCAACGACCCGCUGACUGAUGAGGAGAACAACCAUGACAUCAACUCUGUGGCCGGCGUUCUCAAACUGUACUUCAGGGGUCUGGAGAACCCCCUCUUCCCCAAGGAGAGGUUCAACGACCUGCUGUCCUGCAUCCGAAUAGAGAACCUGUACGAGCGCUCGCUGUACCUCCGUAAGAUCAUCCUGACCGUGCCCCGGUCGGUGCUCAUCGUCAUGCGCUACCUCUUUGCCUUCCUCAACCACCUGUCCCAGUACAGUGACGAGAACAUGAUGGACCCCUACAACCUGGCCAUCUGCUUCGGCCCCACACUGAUGCCCACGCCGGACAGCCUGGACCAGGUGUCCUGUCAGGCCCACGUCAACGAGAUCGUCAAGACCAUCAUCGUCCACCACGAGACCCUCUUCCCCGACGCCAAAGAGCUGGACGGGCCCGUCUACGAGAAGUGCAUGGCCGGGGGAGACUACUGUGAGAGCCCCUACAGUGAGCACGGAGCACUGGAGGAGGUGGACAACGAGGGGGGCACUGAGACCCAGACCAGCGAUGACGAGGGCGAGCCCAUCGAGGCCAUCGCCAAGUUUGACUACGCGGGGCGCUCGGCCCGCGAGCUGUCCUUCAAGAAGGGCGCGUCUCUGCUGCUGUACCAGCGGGCCUCCGAGGACUGGUGGGAGGGCCGGCACAACGGCAUCGACGGCCUGGUGCCCCACCAGUACAUCGUGGUGCAGGACAUUGACGACAGCUUCUCCGACACCCUGAGUCAGAAGGCGGACAGCGAGACCAGCAGCGGCCACGGAGCGGAGGACAAGUGCUCCGCCAAGGGCCCGGGCUCGCCCACCGACAGCCGCAUCUCGGAGGCCUACAUCAGCAGCAGGCACAGGAAGCGAUCGGACCCCCCAUCCCGCCGGCCCCCCGCCCGCCCCAACGACAUCCACUGCAUGGUGCACCCGUCCCACGGGGGCCACGGCAACCACGGCGGCCACGGCGGGACCCCGGAGAUGGGCUCGCCCGUCCUGGGCCACUUCAACCCGCGGGACAUGCUGCGCGGCCGCAACCACCUGGCGGUGGACAGCCCCGAGCGCCGGCGCCGCGCCAACCACGGCAGCCUCACCAACAUCAACCGCCACGAGUCCCUGAAGAAGAUGGAGAGCCCGCCCAUCCGGCGCUCCACCUCCUCGGGCCAGUACACCAGCUUCGGGGACCCCCACCGCGGCGGCGGCGGCAAGCCCCUGGACCCGGAGACCAUCGCACAGGACAUUGAGGAGACUAUGAACACGGCUCUGAACGAGCUGCGGGAGCUGGAGAGGCAGAGCUCGGCCAAGCACGCCCCCGACGUGGUGCUGGACACCCUGGAGAUGCAGCGGCAGAGUCCCGGCGGCGGCGGCGGCGGCGGCGGCGGCGGCGGCGGCAGCACCCCCGGCAGCUCCAGCGAGUCGCUCAGCCCCAUCCACAACGUCAUGCUGCGCUCGGCCGCCAACGCCGACGCCAACAUGCGCCGUAGCGCCAGCUCCACCUCCGCCGGCGACGCCGUCAGCAGCUUCAAGCCGGCGGUGGCCCCCCGCAUGGGCGUGCAGCUCAAGCCCCCCGCCCUGCGGCCCAAGCCCAUGGUCCUGCCCAAGGCCCGGGACCAGGCCGCCGGGCCCCACCCCCAAGAUCCGCCUUCCCCCCAGGACCCCCUGGAUAAGUCCUGCACCAUGUGAACCCUUUAUGAGCGGCCCCCACCAAAAUUAGAGGACUGUGAUCUUUAUAUAAUAAGUAGUCGUCUGGGCUAGGUGAGAGAAGGUGUGUCGUAUGUUGCCAGGACUGUUUUAAAAACACCAAUUUAUGGGGUGCAGUCAGAGCUGCAAAGAUAACUGAAUCCUCACCAGAUUGUUCUGAGUCUAAGGUCUCGUAGCAAGAGUAGAAACCACAGCGAAGAUAGGGGGGACACAAACGAAAUACAUAUUGGUUGUACAGUUAACUACUCUGAUAUGAUGCCUAACCUUGAUAUUAUGUAAUCUUUAUUGACAUUUAUUCCAAACGACGACAACAAAUCACAAACGCUUCCCUCAAGGUUAUACACAUAUUUUAGACUGGUUGUUUCAAACAAUCAGAGAACACUGAUGUAGCCCAGCUUUCCACACACAAGAAGCCAUCGAGAAGAUGUUAUGAGACCAUUCAUUUUUCUUUUGAUUUAGUUCAUAGUUAAAACCAUAAGUAAAUAAAGGCUUUCUAAGGGUUGUACUGACUUUUGGCUUUAACUUUUGAUUUGUACAUUGAUUUAGUUGCCAUUACAAAGGUGCUUAUAUGACUGGGAUAAACAUGGUUUCAUUGAAACGUUUUGAGUUCUGAUCUGACCAAAAAAAAGAACAAUAUAAGUACCAGUAUGCGUUUGCAACUGGUGUGAAUGAAGAUGUCUUGCAGAGAGCUGUGAAUCUGCUGUAAAUAUACUUCCAUCUCAGAACUGUCCAAAAAAACCAACCUGUGUUGAUUUCUCACAUGUUUCAAUAUAGCAUGGAGGACUGUUGGACACAACCACUAGCGAGAAGAGAAACAACGCAAACCCUCUGGAAAGAAUCUUUUCUUUUGAUUAUUCCUGUACAAAUGUCAACUUUGGAUGCUAUAUAGAGUGCAUUGUGUGCAAAGUGGCCUGUACAUAUAACUCACGAUGACUAAUCUCUUCCAUGUUUGCAAUGCAGUACAUGUAACAAAGUAGGGGUGCUGGUCGUUUGUGUAUCGCUUAGCUUUAUCUACCCAAAGUGUACCAUGCGCAAGUCGGUGUGUAGGUCGACUGAACCGCUCCCUGUGUACGACUGCCCCUUUCUGUAGAGACUCAAGGCAGCGCUCUGUUGAAGCAUUGCCAGUAGCCAUGGACCUAAUGACUGUUAGUGUGAUAGGCCUCAUGUUCUCUCUCUCUCUGUGUGUGUGUGUGUGUGUGUGUGUGUGUGUGUGUGUGUGUGUGUGUGUGUGUGUGUGUGUGUGUGUUUUUUCAAUAGAACCAUUACCACAGUAUGUACCAGUGCUCAACAUGUGUGACUGUUUCACCCUUGGGUGUCAUCUUCGAUGUACCUCCCGUAGCGUCAAAAUAAAACUGUGGUUUUGCUUGUGGCCAUAUAGCCUAUUAAUGCUUACAAAGGAUUAGUUUUUAUAUUUGUAGUAUUCUCCUAACAGGUUUACAGUGUCUUUUGACUUGAGAAUUGCUGUAUUUCGGACACAAUAUGAUUUUUAAUUUUGGAUUACUAACCGUUUCAUUAUCUUGUUUUUUGUUAUUUUAUCUUGUUAAAAACAUAUUGAACUUGUAAAAGAGAAACUUGGACUAAAAGAAACAUGGAGGAGUCGUUGCGCCAUCUCCGAAGCCAGUCGCAAAGCUGCAUUGCGCUGUAUUAACACUAUAUUAACAUCCUCGUAACAGUCAGCCAUGCCCUGUAUGAGUGCUGUUCGUUACUCUGUGGUGUCUUAUGCACAUCCGUACUAUGUACUAGUGAAAGUGCCUUUGAAAACAAUUUUUGGAGGAACUUUACGUCACGUCGCAUACUGUUGCAUUGCAUCUCAUUUCAGACCGUGUGUUUGAAGCAAGCCAGUGCAAGGGGGUGAGUGGAUGAAAAAGGUCACGAUGCCAUUUAGUAGAGAAUGUUAUAUCAAUGAGAAAAUCUGAUCAGCUUACCCAUUGUGAUGUUGCACCUUUCUGUAUAGAAAUGUAAAUAUAUAUGGCAUGUAACAUCCUACCUUUAGAUUUGUUUGCGGGCUUGUCCAUCAAAGGAUUUCUUUCUAAUAAAGGAAAUAGUUUGUCGA